This is a messenger RNA of Lachancea dasiensis, 1413 nucleotides long. The record is from the annotation of a GenBank genome assembly. Lineage: Eukaryota; Fungi; Ascomycota; Saccharomycetes; Saccharomycetales; Saccharomycetaceae.
AUGCUCAAAAAUGCUCUUCUCUUUAGGCGAAUAGCUGGUAAUUGGCAGCAUUCCAGAACUGUCGGCCGGCGUUUUCUGAGUAGUUCCAAUGGUGCAGGUGCCAACGUUCUGCAGACCCUCAGAGACCGUGGCCUGGUAUCGCAGGUUUCGCAACCUGAGUCGGUACUGGAAAAUAAACUGGUAAGUGGAGAAAAAGUCGGACUUUACUGUGGAGCGGACCCGACUGCAAAGUCGCUGCAUCUUGGGAAUCUGUUACCACUGAUGGUGUUGCUGCAUUUCUAUAUAGCCGGUCAUGAUGUUUACACUUUAGUUGGCGGUGCCACCGGGCAGGUUGGUGAUCCUAGCGGCCGGAAGACAGAGAGAGCGGGCAUGGCAGACUGGCAAAGACUGGAAAAUGUCUCCAAGAUUCAGGGCCAGCUACGCGGAUUCUUUGAGUCCGGGCUCGCAUAUUACAAGCACAAGACGGCAUCCGUGGAGCAUCAGUAUGGCCGGGCUACCCAUACCAACAAUUACGAUUGGUGGCACGACAUGAGGAUGCUGGAUUUCCUGGCUCUUUACGGCAGGCACAUUCGUGUGCAGUCAAUGCUGAACCGAGAUUCUGUAUCAUCUCGGCUUGGAAGCAAAGAGGGCAUUGGAUUCAACGAAUUCACCUACCAGAUCUUACAGGCCUUCGAUUACUACCACUUGAAUAAAACACAUGGGGUAACCGUGCAGGUUGGUGGCAACGACCAAUGGGGCAAUAUCACUGCGGGAAUCGACCUAAUUAAUCGAGUAGGCUGCACGGCACAGAAUCAACCAUUUGGACUCACUGUUCCUUUACUUACGACGUCGUCUGGCGAGAAAUUUGGUAAAUCUGCCGGGAACGCGGUCUUCAUCGAUCCUCAUUUGACCAAGCCGUACGAGCUGUAUCAAUACUUUAUUCAAGUUUCUGACGACGACGUGGAAAAGCUACUUAAAACUUUUACAUUACUUCCACUAGAGCAUAUCAAAGAGACAAUUGACGCCCAUGCAUCCAUGGCCCAUGAACGUGGCGCUCAGAGGCUAUUGGCGCGUGAGGUGGUAGAUCUGAUACACGGUAUGGGAAGCAGCAAUGACGCAGAAAUUGUUUCCGAAGUAUUGUUCGGUGCCCACGAUUUGGGGUCUUCGGCCACUGAGUUAAUAAGACUAUUUCAAGAUGCCAACAUUUUGUACACUUGUUCCCGAAACCUUUCCCUGGAACAAAUCAUCACCCAGGUAGCAAAAUGCUCCAAAUCAGAAGCUCGCCGGAAGCUCAAACAAGGAAGCAUCUAUGUCGGCCCCCGCAGAACGAAAGUUGCCGAAAAUAAAGACGACGUAGCCCAAUAUCUCAUCGAUGGCCAAGUGUUGAUUUUGCGCGUUGGCAAGCAAAAAUGCUAUGUGAUAGAGGUCAAAUAA